CCGGAAGUUUGUUGCGCAUGUGCUAGCUUGACGGAAGUUGCGGUGUUGCUGUGGUUUUGUUUGGGAAAGCUGGGACAGCCGUUUCUCCGUUUGUCAUGUCAUUAGCUUCACGGUUCCUCCCCAAAAAGGCCCGCGGGUGAUUUCUCUUCUCCACCUUUGCGGAGGUCACAGGACAGAAAUCUGGGCGGAGAGCAGAAGAUGAAAUGACAACGUCAACAUUACAGAAAGCCAUCGAUCUGGUCACCAAAGCCACCGAGGAGGACAAGGCCAAGAACUAUGAGGAGGCGCUGCGCCUGUACCAGCAUGCGGUGGAGUACUUCCUGCACGCCAUCAAAUACGAGGCGCACAGCGACAAAGCAAAGGAGAGCAUUCGAGCCAAGUGCAUGCAGUACCUGGACAGGGCGGAGAAGCUGAAGGACUACCUGAAGAACAAAGACAAGCAAGGCAAGAAGCCCGUCAAGGAGGCCCAGAGCAAUGACAAGAGCGACAGCGACAGCGAGGGCGAGAACCCGGAGAAGAAGAAACUGCAGGAGCAGCUCAUGGGAGCCAUCGUGAUGGAGAAACCCAACGUCCGCUGGAACGACGUCGCUGGGCUGGAGGGAGCAAAGGAGGCGCUGAAGGAGGCCGUCAUCCUGCCCAUCAAAUUCCCUCACCUGUUCACAGGCAAGCGGACUCCGUGGAGGGGCAUCCUGCUGUUCGGACCCCCAGGAACGGGGAAGUCCUACCUGGCCAAAGCGGUGGCCACCGAGGCCAACAACUCCACCUUCUUCUCCGUGUCGUCGUCGGACCUCAUGUCCAAGUGGCUGGGAGAGAGCGAGAAGCUGGUGAAGAACCUGUUCGACCUGGCCCGACAGCACAAACCCUCCAUCAUCUUCAUCGACGAGGUGGACUCGCUGUGCGGCUCCAGGAACGAGAACGAGAGCGAGGCGGCUCGCCGCAUCAAGACCGAGUUCCUGGUCCAGAUGCAAGGCGUGGGAAACAACAACGACGGGAUUUUGGUUCUGGGUGCCACCAACAUCCCCUGGGUGCUGGACGCCGCCAUCCGCAGAAGGUUUGAGAAGAGGAUCUACAUCCCUCUGCCCGAGGAGCCGGCCCGAGCGCAGAUGUUCCGGAUCCACCUGGGGAACACGCCGCACACCCUCAACGACGCCGACCUGCGGCAGCUCGCCCGCAAAACCGAGGGCUACUCCGGCGCCGACAUCAGCAUCAUCGUCCGGGACGCGCUCAUGCAGCCGGUCCGGAAGGUCCAGUCCGCCACCCACUUCAAGAAGGUCCGAGGUCCAUCCCGAAGCAACAACCAGCUGAUGGUGGACGACCUCCUGACCCCGUGCUCCCCAGGUGACCCCGGCGCCAUAGAGAUGACCUGGAUGGACGUGCCUAGUGAUAAGCUGCUGGAGCCCAUCGUCUGCAUGUCCGACAUGCUGCGCUCUCUGUCCACCACCCGGCCCACCGUCAACACCGAAGACCUGCUGAAGGUCAAGAAGUUCUCAGAGGACUUUGGGAUGGAGGGCUGACGGAACCGUCCCUCCCUGAAGACUGGAACUGCUCCCAGUGACGAAUCUCCCAUCAUCCUCUCCUUCACCGCUCUGUAGGCUUUCAUGACGGACGCCUCCGGCUGUGACCUCUGCUCUGUCGGGAUCCUCAGAGGACGUUAACGCCGGGGUCAGAGUCGGAGGCCCCGUUCCGGCCGUCUUCUGCUCCAGCAUCUUUCACUCCAUGAACGUUUCUCUGUUCUCUGGGAGAGCGGCCCUGACUGAAGGAUUCCUGUUCAUCUGCACUUUGUUUUUGACUCCAGUGAAGGACAGCGUGAAGGUCGCUCCUGCCGCCGCGCCAGCGUGUUUUAUGAAAACCCCGUGAAUGUCAGGAGUCCCCGCUUUAUUUAAUGUUAAGUGUUUGGAUGUGAGACAGUAUUAAGAAGACGAGACGUCUGAGUGGAGCUGCAGCUCAUAAAUCAGAGUGAACGACUCUGUUAUUGUUUCUACUGCAGAAAAAUGUCUUCAGGUGAUGAAGCUGAAAAACAAAAUCACAAAAAUUAGGAUUUCUACAGUGAAACAGUUUAUAUGAUUGACAUGAAAACUGGAGGAAGCUUUAAGGAGAGUCGGAUGCAGAUGGAUGCUGACUGAUGCAGACGGAUGCAGACGGAUGCUGAUGGAUGCAGAUGGAUGCAGAUGGAUGCUGAUGGAUGCAGACUGAUGCAGACGGAUGCAGACGGAUGCUGAUGGAUGCAGAUGGAUGCAGAUGGAUGUUGAUGGAUGCAGACUGAUGCAGACGGAUGCAGACGGAUGCUGAUGGAUGCAGAUAGAUGCUGACUGAUGCAGACGGAUGCUGAUGGAUGCAGGCGGAUGCUUGAUGGAUGCUGACGGAUGCAGACGGAUGCUGAUGGAUGCAGAUGGAUGCUGAUGGAUGCAUGCGGAUGCUUGAUGGAUGCUGAUGGAUGCUGACGGAUGCAGACGGAUGCUGACUGAUGCAGAUGGAUGCUUGAUGGAUGCUUGAUGGAUGCUUGAUGGAUGCUUGAUGGAUGCUGAUGGAUGCAGGCGGAUGCUUGAUGGAUGCUGAUGGAUGCAGACGGAUGCUGAUGGAUCCUUGAUGGAUGCAGACGGAUGCUGAUGGAUUCUUGAUGGAUGCUGAUGGAUGCAGACGGAUGCUUGUUCUUCUGACUCGACGUUUCCUCGGUGCUGCAUUAGCUCAGCUGUGUUUGGUUGUUGAACGCUCCUCUGAGAACCUAACAUGCCAACAGCUGUAACCAUGACGACUAAUUUAACUGACUGAAUAAAGACUGAUAGUUGAAGUGAAGAACAUCAA
This is a messenger RNA of Oryzias melastigma (Indian medaka), 2802 nucleotides long. It is a transcript of the gene vps4a, whose product is annotated as vacuolar protein sorting 4 homolog A. The transcript is spliced from 11 exons. Gene Ontology annotation, molecular function: ATP hydrolysis activity; ATP binding. Lineage: Eukaryota; Metazoa; Chordata; Actinopteri; Beloniformes; Adrianichthyidae. The coding region runs from base 204 to 1514 and encodes 436 amino acids. The record is from RefSeq and is a predicted model, not a curated record. Gene Ontology annotation, biological process: endosomal transport; vacuole organization.